AAGGGCCAGGGCCUCAGCCGCGGCGCACGUGAGCGCACCAGGAAGCCGGCGCCGGGCAGCCUGCUUGACAUUUGCUUGCUUACCCGCACUCAGCCGACCAGAGGCUUCCAUUCCGAUCAUCUGAUCUGGGGGGAAACCGAGGCCCGCGGGAGGGCACAACUUGCCCACGCACUCCAGUAGUUGGCCGGUGCGCGGUGGAUGCCAUGAGCUGCUAAAAGUGAGCCUGGGUUUGCAGCUGCGGUAGGGUGCGUGGUGUGGGGGGCCCAGAGCCAUGUCGGACCUCCUCCUCCUCGGCCUGAUCGGGGGCCUCACUCUGCUGCUGCUGCUGACCCUGCUAGCCUUUGCCGGGUACUCAGGGCUGCUGGCCGAGGUGGCAGUGAGUGCUGGCUCCCCGCCCAUCCGCAACGUCACCAUGGCCUACAAGUUCCACAGAGGACCCUAUGGCGAGACCGGGCGGCUGUUCACUGAGAGCUGCAGCGUCUCCCCGAAGCUGCGCUCCAUCGCCAUCUACUACGACAAGCCCCACGUGGUGCCCCCUGAGAAGUGCCGCUGCGUGGUGGGCAGCAUCCUGAGCGAAGGUGAGGAGUCGCCCUCCCCCGAACUCAUCCACCUCUACCAGAAAUUCGGCUUCAAGGUGUUCUCCUUCCCUGCUCCCAGCCAUGUGGUGACUGCCACCUUCCCCCACACCACCCCGCUGUCCAUCUGGCUGGCUGCCCGCCGUGUCCAUCCUGCCUUGGACACCUACAUCAAGGAGCGAAAGCUGUGUGCCCACCCUCGACUGGAGAUCUACCAGCAAGACCAGAUCCACUUCAUGUGCCCACUGGCACGGCAGGGAGACUUCUACGUGCCAGAGGUGAAGGAGACAGACCGGAGAGGCCGGGAGCUCGUGGAGACCAGUAACGCCCACGUGGAAGGCACAGGUGUGGAAGGAGCCGAGGGGAUGAGUGACACGAGUUCUGUAAGCCUGGAAGUGAGCCCCGGCAGCCGGGAGACUUCAGCCGCCACGCUGUCGCCUGGGGUCAGCAGCCGUGGCUGGGACGAUGGCGACACCCGCAGCGAGCACAGCUACAGCGAGUCAGGCGCCAGCGGCUCGUCUUUUGAGGAGCUGGACCUGGACGGCGAAGGGCCCUUGGGACCCACAGCUGGCCCCUGAGGCUGAGCCCUUGGGGGCCACCAAGUGGCCCCGGGAGCCCAGUACCCCCAGAGGGGCGAGGAGUACCUUGCGUCCACACCGCCCAGUGGUGCGUUGCCAAGGAGCCCAGCAGACUCUCCAGACCUCUUCCUCCUCCACCUCCCGGGCCCCAGGCCAGGGCUGCCUGAGGGACCCGACUCCCCGCUAGGCCUCUAGCUAGCAAAGGCUUCUCCUCACUGCCCUUUCCGUUCCCAGAGCUGGUGGAUCCAGGGAUGGUUUUCCGCAUCAGCCCCCAGGGCUGCUGCCCCGGUUGUAUCUUUUUUCCAGACUCUCAUCGGAGCUUCCAGGGCCCAGAAUAAAGCAAAUUAUUUUCUUGUCUCA
Tupaia belangeri chinensis (Chinese tree shrew) is the source of this 1513-nucleotide messenger RNA. It is a transcript of the gene TEX264, whose product is annotated as testis expressed 264, ER-phagy receptor. The record is from RefSeq and is a predicted model, not a curated record. Gene Ontology annotation, biological process: reticulophagy; protein-DNA covalent cross-linking repair. The transcript has 6 exons. NCBI's taxonomy places the organism in Eukaryota, Metazoa, Chordata, Mammalia, Scandentia, Tupaiidae. The coding region runs from base 272 to 1153 and encodes 293 amino acids. Gene Ontology annotation, cellular component: replication fork; endoplasmic reticulum membrane; nucleus.